CACGCGACCAAUACGUUUCCUAGCUGCGCGCGCGCCGGUCGCGUCGUCACUGGUCGUUUUUGAAACCAAUUUGAAAAGAAGAAAAAAAAAUGAAAACGAAAUCGCUCACGUUUUCAAAUUUGGAAGACGAGGCGGGGGAAGCCCUAGAUCGCAUGUUCAAGAAAAAAGAUUGUAUGAUCCUGGUGGAGCCUAGUGGUGCGAUCCUGCCAGCUGAGUUUAGGCAAAUUGGUGAGGACAUAUUGGGAGUGGAGGUCCGGGAGGAUGACGUGUGGAUGUGCUCGUAUCCUAGAACUGGUUCAACAUGGGCUCAAGAAAUGGUCUGGCUGGUUGGUCACGAUUUGGACUACGAAGGCGCUAAAUCAAUACAACAAAUCCGAUGUCCGCUGGUGGAGCUAUCCUGCAUCAUGGUGGACGGCAACCUGCAGUGGGUCAACGAGUCCAUGAAGGGCACCUCUGUGGACCUGGUCAAACACCGGCUCCCCCACCCUCGUUAUGUUCGAAGUCAUCUGCCCUUCCCGCUGCUGCCUAAUGAUAUUGAGAGGGAGGAUGGCUCGUUGAAGGCUAAGGUCAUCUACACGUCGCGCAACCCCAAAGACAUGGUGGUGUCGUACUACCACUACUGCAGCCUGGUGCACGGCCUGACGAGCACCUUCGAAGAGUUCUGCGAACUGUUCAUGAAGGACCGAGCGCCCAUCGGGCCAGUCUGGAGCCAUAUUUUUGGUUUCUGGUCCAGGCGCCAUGACCCAAACCUCCUGUUCAUCAAAUUUGAAGAGAUGAAGCGAGACUUGCCAGCGGUCAUCAGGAAGACGGCCAAGUUCCUUGGGAAGACCAUAACCGACGAUCAGGUCAACACGCUCUCCGAACACCUGUCCUUCCAAAGUAUGAAGAAGAACAGAGCUGUUAACCUGGAGACAUUGCUUGAGAGGUCUUUUGGGAAGGAAUACUUGGAGCAAACAGAACUCAGGUUCAUCAGGAAAGGAGAAAUCGGGGACUGGAAGAACUACAUGUCCGACGAUUUGUCCCGAAGAUUUGACGAGUGGGCCGCCCAACACAUCCAAGGGACCGGAUUGAGUUUCGACUAAGUUACGGUUACGGUUAUGGUGCUUAGAAAUACAACUGCGAAGUAUUAUUUCUGUAUAAUACAGUUUUCUGUAAUUUUAUGGUGAAAUAAAUGAGUUUUAAUUUA
Molecule: messenger RNA, 1186 nt
Organism: Ostrinia nubilalis (European corn borer)
Lineage: Eukaryota; Metazoa; Arthropoda; Insecta; Lepidoptera; Crambidae
Gene: St2
Product: luciferin sulfotransferase
Exons: 6
Coding region: 90-1082 (330 amino acids)
Biological process (GO): sulfation
Cellular component (GO): cytoplasm
Molecular function (GO): sulfotransferase activity
Source: RefSeq, a predicted model, not a curated record